Molecule: messenger RNA, 3540 nt
Organism: Megalobrama amblycephala (Wuchang bream)
Lineage: Eukaryota; Metazoa; Chordata; Actinopteri; Cypriniformes; Xenocyprididae
Gene: tmem184ba
Product: transmembrane protein 184ba
Exons: 10
Coding region: 388-1665 (425 amino acids)
Biological process (GO): transport
Molecular function (GO): transporter activity
Source: RefSeq, a predicted model, not a curated record
AAAAAGAAAAAGCUGCUUGUUGUCGCAGACUUCACAGCCGCUUUCCACUUUUAUCCCCGUUAAACUAAUCCGCAAGAGAUUUUAUUGAACGGCAAGAGGAGUUGGGAAAGGAGGAACUGCCUUUCAACGCAAUUCAACAAGGAUUGUAUAUAAAAUAAUUUAGAAGAGUCUUGAAAUACACUGUAAACGGUCCAAAGACGCGGUGAAGUACUACAUGGGAACAAAUAACGUUAUAAAAGAACGGAGCGCAGAUUUCCUAGCAGAGAUCAACGGCGCUGGAAUAUAAACAUGGAUGGCGGGCAGCAGCGAUGGCUUUGAGGAAUUAAGGCCGAAUCUCUUCUCGUUUGCUUUCCUUUGUGCACGCCGAAUGAUUUUAAAUCUGCGUUUAUGUUAUUGCUUUUAAGACGUGACGUGCCCUUGUCUGAUCAUUUUGGAGAGGAAGUUGACGGGAUGGCUCCAGGCUCGCUAGCCACAAUGGCCCCUGCUGGGCCCAACAUCUCCUGGUUCCCAGAGGCUCCUCUGCUCACUCCAGAACAGCCCAUAUUCUUAAUGACAACGACGGCCCAGGCAGUGUCAGGCUUCUUUGUGUGGACAGCACUUCUACUCACUUGCCACCAGAUCUACAUGCAUUUGCGAUACUACAGCUCUCCCAAGGAGCAGAGGCACAUAGUGCGGAUCCUUUUCAUCGUACCCAUCUACGCCUUUGACUCCUGGCUCAGCCUUCUCUUUUUUACCAACGACCAGUACUAUGUUUACUUCGACACAGUCAGGGAUUGCUAUGAGGCAUUUGUGAUCUAUAACUUCUUGAGCCUUUGUUAUGAAUACCUUGGAGGAGAGAGUGCUAUCAUGGCCGAGAUCAGAGGAAAACCCAUUGAGUCCAGCUGUAUAUACGGAACAUGUUGUCUUUGGGGCAAGACCUACUCCAUUGGCUUCCUUAGAUUCUGCAAACAGGCCACUUUACAGUUCUGUGUGGUAAAACCCCUGAUGGCCAUGAUUACAGUCAUCCUACAGGCCUUUGGGAAGUAUCGUGAUGGAGACUUCAAUGUCGCUAGCGGUUACCUGUAUGUGACUAUCAUCUACAACAUCUCCGUCAGCCUGUCCCUCUACGCCCUCUUCCUGUUCUACUUUUCCACCCGAGACCUCCUCAGCCCCUACAGGCCCAUGCUCAAGUUCCUUAUGGUCAAAUCGGUCAUCUUCCUCUCCUUCUGGCAAGGCAUGCUGCUGGCCAUCCUGGAGAAGUGUGGUGCGAUUCCUAAGAUCAGCUCUCCUGAGGUUUCUGUCGGCGAGGGAACUGUUGCAGCUGGAUACCAGAACUUCAUUAUUUGCAUUGAGAUGUUCUUUGCCGCAUUGGCCCUGCGACAUGCGUUUACAUACAAAGUCUACAUGGACAAAAGACUGGAUUCCCUUGGCCCUGUUCCAACAUAUGGACAGUACGGUCGCUGUGCCCCCAUGAAGAGCAUCUCCAGCAGCUUGAAGGAGACCAUGAACCCUGGAGACAUGGUUCAGGAUGCCAUCCACAAUUUCUCCCCAGCCUACCAACAGUACACCCAGCAAUCCACCCUAGAGCAGGGAGUCACCGCACCACCCAUAUCCCGUAAUCACAACUGCUUGAGCGCCCGGGACAAUGAGAAAACCCUGCUGCUUAGCUCCGACGAUGAGUUUUAACUCACUCCCCAUCGUCCUGAGUCAAGGUACUCCAUAAGGGACUGUUUACCGCUGUGGCAGUGUAAUGAUGAGGUUAAGAUAACAUAGGAACAGGUUAUUAAAGGACCAUCUUAAGCAAGUAGUGACGCUCUAGCGCAGUAGAAUAUGAAAUUAAGCUGCUUAUACUUGCUUAGUUGUUAAAACAGACUUUAAUGAUGCGCUUUUGUCCGAUAAUGUUGUUUAUACAAAGACUUUAAUAAUACAUUCAUUUUUAGCCAAAUUUUGAAAUCCUACGUGGUCUGACUCUUCAACGUUUGAAUUGAUGUAUUUUUUGUUAAGCUUCUAGUUUUACAUAGUGGAUGUUUGGACAUCCCAGCAUAUUUAUAAAGAGCAGUGUAUUGGAGGGCCCCCCGUUUGGUGGGAAUGUUUCCGUUUCUGAUUUACAAGUUCAAGUGCACCUUUGCUUCCGUUUCAUCAGUGUUUAUAGCUCCCCCAGUGAUUUAAAGGGCGGUUACGGCUGUGAAUGAGAGAGCACAGCGACGGUAGAGGCAGUACCAGCUGUUUAAACACAACGUUGUUGUUUUGACAGAUGAAUCAAGGGACGGGGAGAGGUUGAUGGUCCACGAUAAGAUUACAGAUUAACGUAGUCUGGAUUAUAUGGUUGUAAUUGGAGCAUUACUCGCCUGCUGCAGAUUAGCACAAGCUUUCGUGAAAGUAUGAUCAUCCUGGACCACUGAAAAACAUCUUUCUAGGUUAGCUGAGAGGUUUAAAAAAUAGAUUUAGGUUAUGCUUUUUAGUGUGUGCUAGACUUCCACAAAGAAAGCAGUCGAGUACCAUCCGUGUGCUGAUGUCUGUGAUGAAAAUGCAAACUUUGUUCAAAUUUAAAGGGACAGUUCACCUAAUUCUGUCAUCAUUUGUUCUCCUCAUGCCAUUCUAAACCUGUAUGGCUUUGUUUCUUCUGUGAAAUACACAAAAAAUAUUAUUUAGAAUACUUUUGUGCAUACAAUGAAAACCAAUGGGGUCCAAAUCAACAUUGAACCCCAUUGACUAUCAUUGUAAGGACAAAAAAGAAAACAAAGAGGCAUAUUUCAAAAUAUCUUCUUUUGUGUUCCACAGAGAGUAAGUCGUACAGGUUUGAACCGACAUGAAGGUGACGGCAUUUUUCAUUUUUGGGUGAACUAUCCCUUUAAUAGGCAUUGUUCCUAGAUAUCCCUCUAGAGGGUGGCAUUUCUCACAGUUCAUACCCUUUAUCUUUAUGGGACAUGCCUGUUAUCACUGACCCUUUGAGAGCCACGCCAAAGUCUCUCCCAUUCUUUAGAAGCUUCCGCCAAUGCGCUUUACCUCUUCAGAUAGCAGUAGGCCCUUGAUAACCAAGUUUGAAGCUUGCAGUUGGUUAUUAGCACCUUUGGAGUUACUUAUUAACUGUCCUACGCUUUUAUUGGUACAAUAGAGGCCAGUAUAAACACAAUGCAGCUGGAACCAAGUACGAGUAUGUAUGGUACCUGCUUAUAGUUAUGUUAGUGUUUUGCAGUGUAUUCUUUGUAAGGGGAGGAAUUCUUUUAUUAUUAAUAUAGAUGUUAUCGUAACUUGCACUAAGCAGUUUUGUAUAUUUAGGGGAAAUCCAAAUAUCCUAGAAUAUUUUGGCAAGCUAUUUGUGUACCGUCGAACCAUGCAUUAUUAUUAUUCAGAGAGUGGUUUGAAGUAACAUAGAAAGCGCUGUUACGUUUAAAAAAUAUAUAUAUUUUGUGGAAACAUAUUUUGAAGUUACACUAAGACAUUCUUUGUACCGUCAUGUUAUUUUAAACAGAGCAUUAUGUAUUACAAUGUCAAAGAUUUGCUUCUAUUUUUUCCCUUGAUGCUCUGACCUAGGAAACAAUAAAGAAUUUUGUCUGUAAA